AGAGUGGGGAGCGGCAUUGCUACCCGCGACGCCGCUCAGUUCAGUCGAGUGUAGUGAGUGUGUGAGUGAAGUGAAUCAUGAAGUCUGUCAGCCCUACGCCCGUCAUCCCCAGUGGAGUACAAUCAGGCAGAGUUCAUAGACAACGGAAAGACAUAGAGAACGAAGAGAUACAGAUGUACCUCUCCAAGCUGAAGGAUCUGGUACCCUUCAUGCCGAAGAACAGGAAGUUAUCGAAACUGGAGGUUAUCCAGUAUGUGAUCGACUAUAUUUGUGAGCUGCAGUACGCCCUGGAUACUCAUCCUACGGUCAACUCGGCGGUGGUGCAGGCCUCGGCGGCGGCCCUCAUCAGGCAAGCGUCUCCUGUCCAAGGGACGGCGCCCCAGACGUCGCCGAGACAACCCCUGGGCGUCCUGGCGCCGAACACCAUCCUGGCGUCGCCCGCACCCUGUACCACACCUGAGGCUAUCACGACGACGCCCUCACAUCUUCUAGAGAAGGUUUCUACGUCAGACACGAGGCCAGUAUCAUGUUGAUCAGCUGAUCGUCCACCCCCGCCACCCUCCACCCCCGAGAACGACUUGUAGUUCCUACCACCCCCAGCUGAUAGUGUUUAAAAAACAAUUGAAAAAUUAUGAACAUUUCGUAAAUAUUACCAAAUACUUUAGCAAAAUAUUUCAUUUUACAAAAUUUAUUAGGGCCUAUCCUAAUUAUGUUUAACAACAACAGUUGUAGAUCUUGUAAAUUUCGUAAUUAUUACUGAUAGUAUUAGCAAAGCAUUAUUAUCUAUUAAAUUAUAAUAUCUAAACAGUUUUUUAUCAUCUUAAUAUUGAAAAAAUAUGUAACAGAACAAAUUUACUCUUAAGAACAAUUAUUUAUUUAUAAAGUCCUCUUAAUUAUAUGAUCUCAUAGACAUAAGUAUUGAGAUUCUUUCAAGUUUAAAAGUAUGUGUAUUGCUGGAUAGUCCACAAUUAUUUAGAAGAAAUCGAUUUAGUUUUAUUGUAAGUUAGUUGUUUUCGGGGUUAGGGUGGUCUUGAUCAUUCCAUGUAAGACUUGUAUAUUUUUAGUUUGUACAUUUUUGUCGUCUGUGAUGUCUAGUGUAUUUUGUAAAAAGCACUUUGUAUUAUAUGUAAAUGUUAUAUAUUUGAGUUGGAUUAUUAUAUAUUGAAGAUUAUUAUUAUUUUGUACAUGUGGUUUACUCGCACGACUAAAUAAAUUACCAUAUUGUACAAUACAA
This is a messenger RNA of Macrosteles quadrilineatus (aster leafhopper), 1234 nucleotides long. It is a transcript of the gene emc, whose product is annotated as protein extra-macrochaetae. Gene Ontology annotation, cellular component: cytoplasm; nucleus. The coding region runs from base 78 to 533 and encodes 151 amino acids. Gene Ontology annotation, biological process: circadian regulation of gene expression; negative regulation of transcription by RNA polymerase II; cell differentiation. The record is from RefSeq and is a predicted model, not a curated record. Gene Ontology annotation, molecular function: transcription regulator activity; protein dimerization activity. The transcript is spliced from 2 exons. Lineage: Eukaryota; Metazoa; Arthropoda; Insecta; Hemiptera; Cicadellidae.